GGGCGUUAAAGCUCCAAUUAAGAGUAAGCCAAUCAAUGUAAGAACUAGUCUGACCCCUUGCUGACCCCUCGAUACUAGAAUCGCAGUAUUUGAACACUGUGUGCUGCACUGGGAAGUGUUUGUCACACCAGGACCAGCACUGCAAAGAUGUCUCCAUUCUCAGCCUUGCGAGUGGCAGGUCUCCUGGCCAGGCGAGGGGUCGCUGUGAACAUCAGUGUGCGGGCUGCUCAUGGGCACGAGAUUUCCAAACAGGAAGACAUGUCUCUGCCAAUGUACUGGGACCGCAAGGACACCCCCUUGCCUGACAUCCCGUUCCAAAAGGCCCUGACCGCGGACCAGCAGUCCCUCAAGCAGAAAGAGCUGGGCUCCUGGAAGAACCUCUCUGAGGAGGAGAAGAUCGCCUUGUACCGCCUGGCAUUCAACCAGACUUUUGCAGAGAUGAAAAAGCCAACCCAAGAGUGGAAGACUGUGGUGGGAGGCGUGCUGAUCUUCAUCGGCCUCACCGGGCUGGUGGUGUGGUGGCAGCGGGUCUUCGUGUUGCCGCCCCAGCCGCACACCCUGAAGGAGGAUUGGCUCGCAGCACAGGCCAAGAGGAUGAUUGACAUGCGAAUCAAUCCAGUCGAGGGCUUCUCCUCCAGCUGGGAUUACGAGAAGAACCAAUGGAAGAAGUAGAGGGGGAGGGCAGCCUCUAUUACUGCUCCUGAUCCGUCCAGCUGCCCGUUUACCUGAAUGUCCUGAUUGACCUGUACGCUGUGAGCACACUGUAACCCACCUUCACUUAGUCCUGCCACUCGCUUUGGGACACAUCUACUAAGAUUUUGAUCCAGCGCAGUGCAACGUUUACCCCAUGUCUACCGUUUCAGAACAAGAAAUAAACUGUUAAUUUCAAAGUCUUUGUCACAUUUUCAAUAGUUUCUUUCUAGUUUUGAAACAAUGAAGUUUAUUUCUCUUAGGAAAGUACUUUUCAUUGUGGUGGUGGGGAAAGUACUUUCCUAAGAGAGUCAAAUUCCUUUUUACAAACUCAUCACUAAAUGAAAUCUGUUUUGCGGUUAUUUCUGUGGAAUGCACCUUAGUGGAUUUUUUCAGAGCGUUGGGUGACCUGUAUACACGUGUGACUCCAAGAAGCAAGGGAAACUUUACUCUUUCAUUCUGCCUCUCUGAUUUGUACUAAAUAUACAUGAAUUAAAUAAAGAAUACAAAGUCUAACCUGA
Messenger RNA from Acipenser ruthenus (sterlet), 1211 nucleotides. Its product is annotated as cytochrome c oxidase subunit 4 isoform 2, mitochondrial-like. NCBI's taxonomy places the organism in Eukaryota, Metazoa, Chordata, Actinopteri, Acipenseriformes, Acipenseridae. The record is from RefSeq and is a predicted model, not a curated record. The transcript is spliced from 5 exons. Gene Ontology annotation, biological process: mitochondrial electron transport, cytochrome c to oxygen. The coding region runs from base 148 to 672 and encodes 174 amino acids.